Molecule: messenger RNA, 3388 nt
Organism: Prorocentrum cordatum
Lineage: Eukaryota; Dinophyceae; Prorocentrales; Prorocentraceae
Source: the annotation of a GenBank genome assembly
CGCGGCCCCGGCGGCGGCGGCGCUGCGGGCCGCGCUGCUGGCGCUGGAGGACACGAGCGCCCCGGUGGACGGCGCGCUCAUCGGCAUCGCGGCCGCGCAGGCGUCGCGCCUGGCGCUCCGGGAGGUGAUCGACGCGCUGUGCGCCUUCGCGUGGUGCCGCCUGGCGCAGUGCGGCGGCCGCGAGGUGGCCGAGCUGGCCUCCGCAGCCGUGAAGCACGGCUGCGGCGACGACACGUUCUUCCACUUCGUGGGCGCGUUCUGCCGCGAGAAGCCCAGCGCCUUCGGCAGCCUCCGCGACGUGGCGCUGAUGUCGGCAUCGCUGCUGAAGCGGACGGACCCCUGCGGCACCUCCGGGCCGCGGCUGGACUGCGCCGCCGCCUUCCGCGGCCUGGCCAUCGCCGCGAUGCCGCACCUCAGGCGCUCCGACUCGGGCGAGGGCCAGUCCUGCGUGCGCGACGCGUCGGAGUUCUUGUACGCGCUCGCGCACGUCCUCGACCGCAGGUGGGCAGACAGCAGCGAGCCCCUGCACCGGAGCCCGAUCGCCUUCGAGGCCAUCUCAGCGGGCGUGUCCUGCGCACGCCGGCACCUCCACCACGCCUCCCCGCAGGACAUCGCGAAGUUGGCGGGCGCCGCCGCGGCGGCCUGGACGCUCAUGAGCCAGCUGCGGGUGUCCACCCUGCAGCCCUUUAUUUCCGACCUCGCGCAGGCCGUGCGCUUCCGGCACCGCGACUUCAACGCCAAGGACGUCGCGUCGAUCGUCGUGGCCUUCGCCAAGCUGGACGUCAUGGACGACGUGGUCGCGGAGGUGCUGCCAGAGCAGGUGGAGGCGAGGGCGUCGGAGUUCCCCGACAAGGACCUCAGCCUGCUCCUCUGGGCCUGCUCCCGCCACGGCUGCAUGGGCAGGCGCUGCGCCGAGGCUGCCAUGAAGGAGUUCCAGCGGCGCGACCUCUCGCGGAUGGCCGUGGUGGACCUGUGCAUGGCCUCGCAGGCCCUCGCGAGGCUCGGCCCCAGUGCCAAGGCGGCGCUCUGCCUCGCGGCCGGCGAGGCCUUCAACAGGCAGCUGCACAAGUUCUCCACCGCGGACAAGGCUCUGUUCAUGUGGUCGCUCGCGAAGUCCAGGGUCGUGCACCUGGCCCUGUGCCGGCUCCUGAUCAGGCACCUGGCUGCGGAGUGUUGUGGGAAGCUGCCUCGGGACAUCGUCAGCACCACGCUGUGGACCACGGCCGUGAUCUGCCCCUCGCUCCCUGCGGGCGACGAGUGGGCGAGGAAGUUGGUGCAGGACGUCUGCGAAGCACAGCCCUGGGUGGGCGCCUCGCCGUUCGAGGUGGCCAACGCUUGCUGGGCCUUCGGGCAGGUGCCGCUGGAGUGGGUGAGCAGAUUCUGGCCAGCGUUGGUGGCCUCGGCGGAGAAGCUCAAGCCAGGCGACCUCGCGUUGCACGAGCUCUGUAACCUCCUGAGCGGCCUGCCCCUGUGCCCCGCCGGGGUUCGCAGCUCCCCGCAGCUGUCGGAGCAGGUGCUGGGCGAGGUGGUAGCACGCGUCCGGAACGGCGCGCGCGUCUCGAUGCACGACAAGCGCUCCCUGAGGGGCAUGCUGUCCGUCCGCAGCAAGGGGGACUGGCCCACGCUGCCCGGGCUCGAGGAGCUGGACGUGCUCGUCAACGGCCAGCCCAGCGGCGCCCCCGCGGGCGCCGCGCCGCCUGAGGCCUCCGCGUGGGUGGCGGUGCCCGUGCUCGUCAGCGUCGCGCCCGCGCCCCAGCAGGAGGCCGACCAGGCGGCCGGGUGCACGCCGCGGCCGCAGCAGCCUGCGAGCGCGGGCGCCGGCGCGGCCCACGGCGCGCAGAGCACCGGCGGCGGCGAGGGCCAGCAGCAGGACCACCGCAAAGCCGUGGAGGGCCACGGCCCCGCCAGCAGGCCUGCCGCGGCGAACCCGCAGCGGGUGCGGGCGAAGUCGCCGGUGUGGAGGGUGCCCCCCGAGGGGUGCCCGUAUGAGCACCCCCCGCGGGAGUGUCCCGAGGGAUGCCCGUGGCUCGACGACGAGGGCAUGGAGGACCUCAGGUCGCCCGACCUGACCCCGAGGCGCCACUACCACGAGGCCGACAGCGCCAGGAUGACGUGCCGCAACGUCACUUGCUGCCCGAGCGUGGACGGCAGCGACCUUGUCGUGGGCGACAGCGCGAUGCAGGUCAACAGCCACUGUGACUUCCCCGGGCACUGCGUGCAGCUGCGAAACACGUUCAUCUCGAGUGCACCGCCGCGGACGAGGACUGCGUCAUCUGUGGCAUGCGUGGCCGCCAGCGGGCCCGCUCCGCCGACACCCUCCUGGCCGCCACCGCGCAGGGCGAGUCGCCAGCGCACAGGCCGCGGCCCGACCCCGACGGCGCGCCUGCCGAUGGCGCCGGCGCCGCCGCGGAGACCCCGCCGCCGGCGCCGAGCCCUCCGACGGCCACCAAGAGGUCCGGGAGCCGCACGAGCGCCGGCAGCCGCUCGAGCGCGAGCGCCGCGAGCGGUGGCAGCGAGGGCAGCGGCAGCUCCCGCGGCAGCGGCCCGCUGGCGUGGCAGUGAAGCGCUGCCCCGCAGCGGCGGUACACGUGCGAGGGAGCGGCGCGGAGGUGGCGUGCUCGCGGGGCGCCCUGGCGCAUGCCUUGGCGGGAGCGCGCAGGGGGGGGCGGCGGGCGGGAGAGGGGCAGGUUGGCCCUCUCGCGUCGGGCGCCCCCCUGCGCCGCAUGGGGAGCGUGAGGCUCGGGUCCGCUGAGAAGCCUCCAGGAGGCCCGAAGAGGAUGGAAAACGCAGCCACUUUCUCGACUGGCCCUCCUCCGACGUGCCUGCGCCGCACCAGCGCAGCCUAUUGCGGGAUGCCCCAGCCGUUCGCCUUCGGUACCGACCGCCCUUGCUUUGGGAGGCCAACCGACCACGAGUCGGGCAGCCGAAUUGCCUGAUUAGCUCCGAGGCCGUCUGGGGCACGAUUCGGCGGGAUGUUAUCGCCGCAUGGGCGCAGAGCCUUCUGCGGAAUGCCACGCUGUCUUGGCAUAUUUCCUCCUCGGCCAUGAGGGGGACGAGGAGGACAGAAGAAGAACAAUUGCGUAAACAUCAAUUUUCGGAGCUCCACGCAGAUGUCGUGGAUCGGCGCUGGCCUCCCUGGCGGCGCCUCCAGCGCCGCCCUUGGCGCGCUCUGCGCACCAGGGCAGAGAGAGGGGUCCUGCGCUGAUCCAAAAAUCCACAUGGACCUCCGAACUUCGAACUUUUUUGUUUAUGCCGGUUACUGUUCCUCUAGAGGAGAACGGAUCAGUGAAUAUUUACCGAGGGGUGCAUUUUUCUUGCGUCGUGCGGCGCACGGCCCGUCGUAGCGCGCAUCUCCUGAGCGCAGGCGCGUGAGGGGUGAUUCUUGCUG